Molecule: messenger RNA, 1635 nt
Organism: Phoenix dactylifera (date palm)
Lineage: Eukaryota; Viridiplantae; Streptophyta; Magnoliopsida; Arecales; Arecaceae
Source: RefSeq, a predicted model, not a curated record
AUGGAAUUUGAAGAGGGAGAGUGCUAUUUUUCUGAAAAUGAUGUUGAAGAGCAUACACCCAAAAUGGAUGAAGCUACUCCACAACCGCUAGCUAUUUGUGCUGAUGGUGCUACUACUCCUAUGGCUAAUCAGUUGGCUAUUAAGGCAAAGGACUCGCUUAAAAAAAAGAAGAUGAAAGGGUCAGGUGGCAAGGUCAAGAAAGGGCGGAAAUACUACUUCCCGAGGGGGGGGGGAGGGGGUUUGAAUGACCCUUUAAAGCAUUCAGAAGUGCAACUACUUAUUCGAAAGGAAAGAUUGUCACUUUGUGAUUUGGUGGAAACUAAAGUUAAAGUGAGAAAUAAAGAAAAGGUGGCGAACACCAUCUUUCGAAAUUGGGGUUUACUGUGCAACUAUAAUGCUUCUUCUCAUGGACGGAUUUGGAUUGGUUGGAAUCCUCAGGAGGUGGCUGUGGUUCUUAUAAAUUCAUCCAACCAAGUGAUGCAUGUGCAUGUUAGGGAUCUUGCUAAGAAUUCCUCUUUCAUUGUCUCGAUUGUGUAUGGUGAUAAUUGCCCUAUUAAGUGGAGUGAAUUGUGGGCUGAUUUAGUUUCUCGCAGUGUGGGAUGGAAAUCUUCUCCUUGGGUGCUCAUGGGGGACUUCAAUGCCAUAAAGUCACAAGAGGAGAUGGUUGGGGGCUCUCAUAGUUGGCCUUCUUGGCAGAAUGACUUUGCUACUUGUUUAUUUCAAUAUGGCCUAAGUGAUUUACGACAAAAUGGCUGUCUCUUCACGUGGUCUAAUCGGCAGGACAAGGCUCCUAUUAUGAAGAAGCUAGACCGGGUCCUUGCCAAUUUGAGAUGGGAGUGUGACUUUUCAGGCUCUGAAGCUUACUUUCCUCCCUCCGGUGUUUUGGAUCAUUCUCUAAUGGUCGUAACACCUGCUGCCUUACCUUCGCGAAAAACACCAUUUAAAUUCUUUGAUCUUUGGGCUGAGCAUCCGCAAUUUCUAUCCGUGGUAGCUAAGGCAUGGGCUAUAGAUGUAAAAGGAAGUCCGAUGUGUCAACUAUGCCAUCAGUUGAAGCAUUUGAAAGGGGAGUUGAAAAAGUUCAAUGAGGAGUUCUUUACAAAUUUGCCUUGGCGAGUGGUGCGAGCUAAAGAGGCUUUGGAGGAGGUACAACAUAUGAUUCAGCGUCAUCUCCUUGACUCGACUUUUCACACCAAGGAGUCAAGGCUUAUUAAGGAUUAUUUGGAGUUGAGCAGAGCGGAAGAAAGUUUUUUGAAGCAAAAGGCUUGGGUUCAGUGGCUGAAUUUGGGAGACAAGAAUUUGAGGUUCUUCUUCCAAUCUAUGAAGCUUUUUCAGAGUCGUAGCAAGAUCACAUUUAUUUCUAUUGAUGAUGGGGCUCGGGUGGAGACUCUGGGUGAGGUCAGUGACACAAUUGUGCAGUUCUUUCAGAAUCUUCUAGGUUCUCAUGCGGUUGCGAGUGUUGAUGAGGACAUGCUUCAGCGAGUCCUUCCAAAGCGGCUCACUGAGAUUCAGAGGGAGGAUUUAGAUCGAUCUGUUUCAGAUGACGAAAUAAGGAUGGUGAUGUUCUCUUUGAAGGACAACAAGGCUCCCGAUCCAGAUGGUUUUAGUGCUGGCUUCUUUAAGAGGCCUGGAAUAUAG